This is a messenger RNA of Spirometra erinaceieuropaei, 6600 nucleotides long. The record is from the annotation of a GenBank genome assembly. Lineage: Eukaryota; Metazoa; Platyhelminthes; Cestoda; Diphyllobothriidea; Diphyllobothriidae.
AUGGGCAAAGGUAUUGCUACGGUCCUCAAGGCCGCUGCGACCUUCAUGCCAAAGUGUGCCAUGACCUGGCCUCCACAAAGCUCUUCCGUCGAAUCGGAACGGAGCCAGAUUGGUUCACUGCCACUUUUAGUGGACGGCGUGGAAUCUUUGCUACCCUCGCACAGGGGUAAGUGAGACCCUACGCUGAAGUUCGGCCGCCUGAAGUUCGUCAAUUCGGCCGAAUGAACGCUAAAGACCUUAUACUGACUAGCGAAACCUCUCACCGUAUCAGCCUGAUUCACAGUUUAAGAGAGCUUUUUAAAUUUAAUCCGCACAUCCCUAUCCGGGAAACAGCGUCCUCAUGUUGAAAAAUAGGAACAUGGCCACACAAUAAUCAAAUAAAUAUGUCAUCCUCGUGUCUUCGCAUGAAAAGGUGUCCUAAAAAGUACUAUCACAGAGACUCGCCGACUGCCUUCCCAUUUUAACAUGUAAAGGCACCCAUAAAUCUCACCUGAUCAUCCCAAUCAUUGGUUUUUUGCACGUUUACCUGCCGUAAAUGUGUAUAGUUGCAUAAGUCUGGUAAUAGACAAAAACGUACGUGCAAACGACCACUUAGUUCAUGAGAUUUUCACCGGAAUUUUGAAAUGCGUUUCCGCCAGUAAAUGAUUGCCUAGAUGGGGCUACAGGAUAAUCCAAAGGUGCUUAGUCAAAGCAGGAUGCCAGUUUUUUUAGUAAGCACGUUUCAAACCGUUUGCAGAAAGCACACCAUACAAAAAGUGGUCAAUUAUUUAAUGGGACUUUCUCAAGUGAUUGUGGGUUUCCUAAAAAAUUCGAAUGUAUUGCAAAGACAAUAGACCGAUAUAGUCUUUAUUUUUAUUAAUUUUUUAACAUCUCGUCUUCUCUAAACUAAAUACUCGAAAAGAGGACAAACCGGGGAUUUAAAAAUUCUGUAUUUAUGUGAUUUUUGAAAUCCUUAGAUGCCUACUCAUGCGACAUCCUAUCUAUCUGCUUAUCUGUGCCAAUUCACUUAUUAAUUGAAAAAAUCUGUCUAUAAAACUAGAACCAGUUUGUCAAGAAAACUAUAAACAAACGCCAUAUUCAUUAAACUGUGUUGGCAGACAUAAUCCGGCGGUUUUUCAUGUAAAAAAUUACGCAGUUGCACAUAAAUAGCGGUCAAAACAAUUUUUGAAUUUCUUUCAUAAAAGUAAUUACUCUUUCUUGAGGGAAUUGAUGACUUUCCAAUUUCGCCGGAAAUUCUUCUUGAAGCCGGUUUUCCGCGUUUAAACAAAAGUGAUUAAAUUGCCACCGUGCAUUUAACAAGAAUGGCUGACAGCUCUCAACGCAUUGCUUGCGUUUUAGUUGCAUAAAACACCAUUGGGCCGCACUGUUAGAAAGGUCAUAUGGCUUGCACUGCAAGUCUCUCAAAAUCAAAUACAUCGCUUUAGGUGGUUUAACAGAAGGGCAGACUUGGCGUCCGAUGUGCGAAAAUGUCCUUUAGGAACCGAACUCCAACCGCUACGCUUUAAACUGUAGGCUCAAUUCCUCCAGUGGGACGAUACAUAUAUUUUUUGGACUACUGAACUGAGUGAAUCCAAAGUAAAAGUGAAGUGGAACAAACGUGAAAAUAAACUGUUUUAAAGUAACAAAAUAAAAAAGCUCAUAAUGUGAGAAAACGAUUACAAUUCAUAAAAAUAUUUUAUUAGAAUAUGAUCGCCACAGUGAACAAUGAUAAACCAUAAUUUAGAAGUCUGAUAUAAGGAGCGCAAACGCUGUAACUUAAGAAUAGAAAUAGAAGUGACAUAUAAAGUGCGCCGUGAAAACGUAUGUAAAAACCGUUUUUACAGAAGCCGGUCCGAUGAGAAAUAUAACUGAUAUCAUUGAGCUGUUAAUUCGUAUUGAGUCCGAGACAGGCAUGUACCCCACUUGAUCCCUAACAGCUGUACGUCUCAAAAGUGUUUGCGCAUACUAAAUUUGUUGGACAGCUGAUUUGCCCCAUUUUGUCGGCAUUCUGUUCUGCAUUUUCGUCGUGAACAACUGCGCCAGAAGAUGCUGGGUGUAUGUCGUUUGAAACGUGCUUAUUAAAAACUGGCAUCCUGCUCUGACUAAGCACCUUCGGAGUAUCCUGUAGCCCCAUCUACGCAAUCAUUUCCUGGUGGAAACGCAUUUCAAAAUUCCGGUGAACAUCUCAUGAACUAGAUGGUCUUUUGCACGUUCGUUUGUGUCUAUUAUCAGACUUAUGCAACUAUACACCUCUACGGCAGGUAUAUGUGCAAAAAACCAAUGAUUGGGAUGAUCAGGUGAGAUUUAAGAGUGCCUUUACAUGUUAAAGUGGGAAGGCAGUAGGCGAGUCUCUGUGAUAGUACUUUUUAGGACACCUUUUCAUGCGAAGGCACGAAGAUGACAUAUUUAUUUGAUUGUUGUGUGGCCAUGUUCCUAUUUCUCAACAUAAUGAUGCUUUUUUCCGGAUAGGGAUUUGCGGAUGUGCGAUCCUAUGGUUACAUAGUGGAACGUUUAACUUAGUGGUCAUUGGUAAAACGUCCGGCUCAACCCGUCGCCCGAUUAUAGCAAAUAAAUCAGAAAUUACCAUCUCCGUCUCCUUUCCCUCGUUUGUAUUCUUUUCUAGUGUUGGGAGGAUUCAUGUUUGCCCCUUAAUGUGAUAUUUAUGGCGAACAAGUUAUUAGUUCUAAGAGCCAGUAGUGUGUUAUUGAAUAAUUGAAUAAAGGGCAGGUUUCGUGGGAGUACCAUCAUCGUCUUCUUUCUCUUGCCACCAUUCUCUUUCGAUAAAUGAAAGUUUUAGAGUGCUGGAAGGAUUCGCCUUUUGUCUCUUAAUGUGGCAAAGUGGGAAAUCGUGUAUUUAGUUCUAAGAGACAGUGAUAUCACAUCAAAGGAAUAAAUAAAUGUUACAUUUCGCAUGCCCCUUUCUUUGAGUAGAAGCACUUUUUUCUGACGCGUUUGAUGAAAGCUUAAGCAUAUGUAAUGUUUUUUGCUAGGCACAACAACACCUUAGUUCUCAUUUGUUUAAAGAUAAAUGUUUUUCAUGCUAUCAUUUUAAUAUUUUAAUGUAGAAAACAACAGAAAUCGCAUUUCCUUAAGUCCGGGAUUAAGGCAAUCAGCGCAUAACCCCGUUGUUCCGUGGUGAAUUUGCCACGGAACAGGAAGAGGUAGCGCAUCUAGUUCACUGCAUAGAAUAUAAUUGCUCAGUCGGUUACAUCAAAGCAGUACUAAGGGAGGAUAAACGGCAACUACAUUUAAAGAGACGUUUGACUGUUUUUCCACAAUUAUCUCGAAGGAGCUUUUACUAGAGUAUACCAGUUGUUUUACUUUUUAACAAUUUUAUUAUAAAAGGCGAAUAAUCUCGGUUACGUUUUUUGCCGGAGACAAAAUAUGCUGAAGUGGAAAAGGCCGAUUACGUCGAGCAAAUUAUGUGACGUUAUCAGUUUAAAUAAGAAAAUGAGUCCAUAAAUCUUCCUAUCAAAAUUAAGACUGGUAUAGUGCAUGACCUGUCUCAUGAAACCUGAUGGCAGAAAAUGAUACGAAAAUGUUCAGACGUCUUAAACGUUGCACUUUUUGCUCGUUUGUCUAGCCUUCUCAAAGAAAUGUACUUUUGUGCGAAGAAUGUACGCACGAAAGUCAUUCAAGCAAAACGUUAAUCAAUUUCGAAAAAAAUGGAAGCUGCGAUAUAUUCGUAUACUUUACUAUGCGCACGACUGGACUAGACUUCGUUUGGUUAUCUGAGCGUUUUUUUUGAGAUGAUAGUAAAUUACUCUCAAAGGUUUUACUUAACAGAGCUUGCGCAAUUAAAAAUCGUUUUUUUUGUCUAAAGAUUACCGCGGGAGUUAACUUGUUAACAAACGCUUUAAUAGAACAGAAGGUGUUAUUGAUUUUGAGAAGGUAAAGUGCGUCACCUGUUACAAAAAAUGUUGGCCGAAAUUCUGAGUUGCGUUCUCGAUUAGGAAGGAUUUCUCCAAUUGGCCUGCAAUAGUGCUUGUCAAGCAGCAUAAUCCUAGAGUAUUUUGGCGUCGGCAGGAUGUUGGCAAUUGAAUUCCCUUAUAAUGGACCUACUGCAGAAACGACGUGCGGUUCAAUGUGACCCUUAAAGCAUCGUAUCUAUCCGUGUAUCAAUGCUCCUCAUGAAACGUGCAAGUUAAUCCGCAUCCAAUGAAAAAUAUUACAAACUCAAUAUGGUGUCUUUUCAAACGGAUAGAGGAAUAUAUGAUUUUCCUUAAGCACAAAGCAUGCAUCUUGUAGGAAAAGAAAACAUAUUUUCGUACAUAUCUUCUAAGAAAUAUAUUUGAAGUUAUAAUAUCUUGGAAAAUUACCGUGAAACCGUUUUGCUGCUUAAUUAGUCAUUUGCCAUCCAGUACAAUUUCUAAAGGAGGUCAAAAAGAAAUGCUUCCAAAGGCCGACAUUUUGGCAAGUCUCAAAUUUUGCGCGAUCAUGCCGCAAGGUAAUCAAUAUUACAACCCUACCUAACAAUUCCUUUUUAAUCGUAAACAUAUUUUAAAAUUUCGGCCAACAUUUUAUAAGAUCGGCCACUCACCGUAUAUAAACUGACGUCAACACAAAUACAACCGCAUUAUGGCGUUAUCGGUAUUUUCUGGUCUUUUAAAAAGACGAUAUUUUUAAUGCCCUUAAAGUUGAUACUUAUAAACGUAGAUAUUAGGUGCGCGCAUAAGUGGUGGCUUAUGAGUGAUUAGCAUUCCUUUGCGAAUGUCGACAACAUUUAUGUAGUAGGCAACCUACUUAAUAUCACAAUGUAAAGCAGAUCGAGACGUAAUUGUUUGCCUAGAUUAAAGCUGUGGUAGAGAACAUUUGUUUCUUGCAACCUACUGUAGGUUUUCUUGACGUCCUUGGAAUUUGUGAAUGUGGCCAGUUUUCUGGGCGUCCGCAAAACUUGCUCCUCCGGUAUUCUCCCAUACUGUACCUCUGAAAAUAAAGUGUUUGUCGCAAAAAAGCUUCAUCACAAUAUUUAAGAUAUCUAUGCCUAAAGUCAAUUCGCUCGCUUUAUGUCAGGGCAAUAGAAAUGGAGUCAAUGAUUUUUGUGACCUCGCGGAGGUCUGGGGGGAAGUCUCAUUUUCACAUCACAGGUUACUUCGAUUGACAAUGCUGCGAGAUCCGGACCGAAGAUUUGAAGGAAAAGAAGGUAGGCUCACCGGAACGGGUUUUUUAGAUGCUGACGUUUCAGAGACCUUAAUCGGCUGCCCAUUGUCAAAGCGUAAAAUGUGCUUAAUCGACCAGAAAUUUCAAUUGGAAUAUUGUGUUUGUCUGCCUCAUGUUGAUUGAUUUUUCUCUCCUUUCGCCAUGUCGGCCUCUCAGAGGAUGGUUAAAGGGCGUUUUAUUUUUGAGAUUUGUGAGUCAGUAUUCCGUCAUAGAAGAUGGAUAAAUCUGUGUCGGGUUGUCUGUCUGGCGGUUCUUGUUUUUCUUCACCGAGCAAACUCGCCGCCAAGCUCUCUCCGUAUUGUCUUCCUAAUUCCGGUGUGGUUACUUGGUCCUGAGCUCUACGAAUGUGAUGGCGUAGGACUUAGUGAGCUGCAGGUAGAUCCAGAUGCCUGUCGAUGAAGUGGGCAUCGGAGAACCACGCCUCGACAGUUAACCGUUCUGCUUUUAUGUUGAGGAAGAGCAAGAACCGCCAGAUCGAACACUUGAUAAAGGUUCAGUUACCUCCGCCCGAAGGAGUGGUGACUCACAGGUUACUUGUCCUUGAUCCGGAUUCCGUGGUUAAGCACCAUCUUUACGAAGAUCAGUUAUCUGCUAUUGCCUCAGACGAUAGGUUUGAGCAAAAAUCCAAUACGUCAGGCGAAUAAAGCUCUUUUUCCAGCGAUCCUUUACAUCUGCUUCCUGGGAUCCGUGUCUUUGCUUAUUUUGGCAAGGUUAGGCAUUGUUUGAAGCCGUUUAAGUUCCACACUUCUGAGCCGCUUAUCCAGAAGAGCUUCCCCAAUAUUUGAUCUCGCCAGCAGGUCGCAUGUCAGCCUCAAACUAGGACGGUGUGGAACGCAACUCGACCCGUAGUUAAAGAGCGAAACGCUCUGUAUAAUGACCCAAAGAUUACCUAACCUGUUGCUUGCUACAUUUAACAAUUUCCAUGCUCAGCAGUGGCGUACUCCUGUAUACCCCGGCCUCUAGACCUCAACGGGUGAUACUUGUUUCGCUCUUAAAUCGGGCACGUAGGCAGCAUAGGUUAAUAAAUAUUAAUUCCAUUAAUAUUACUAGUUUCUAUGAUGAAAAUAAACCAAGUUAAGUAAAAUCACCAUCUCCGUUUUUAGCUUCUUUAUUUAAAUGCGUUCACAAAAAACUCUCAGUUAAAAUGAAGGUCAGGGGACCAUCAUAAAUAGUCCAAGGCGUCUGCCCCAUAGAAAUAAACAACAAGUGUUACCGAGGUUCUCGGCCCAGUUUUUCUGUCUCUGUGAUCUGAGAUGCAGAUGCAGUUUUCGAUGAACACUUAUAUCUGGGACACAAAAUGAUAUGAUUGUGUGGUCCAGUGUCUCCUACUCCCACCACAGCCCCCCACCCCCACCAUCCCCACCACCACCACCACCACCACCACCACCACCACCACCACCACCACCACCACCACCACCACCACCACCACCACCACCACCAUCAUUACCACUACCUUUGUAG